AUGAUGUAAGACAUCGAUGUGAAAAUUAAACUGUAAUAAAAAAAAUUCUUGGCUUUAAAGCAUUUUUGAAAUGAGUGGCUUAUCAGAGGACGAUAGUUCUGAUAGUAGCAAUGAAUAUUUGGUUGGUCCAGAGAAAAUUAAUUUAAAUUCCAGCUUCUUCACGAAAAAGAGUCCCGACGAUGCAACGGUUGUGGAUAAAAUCAACACCGACGAUGAAAACACCGAUGACGAGGAUUUCGAGGACGUCAAUCAAGCAGGCAAUAUCGAACUUUUCGCCCAAGUUUUAAAAAACUUAGAACAUUCACAAAAGCUCCAAUUCAAUGAUGAAAACUCUGAAAAGAAAGAGCCGUAUUCAGACCAUCCUGUGUCGCAAAAAAAAGAGACACAAAAAAUGAAAAGUGAUAUAAAAGAUGUCACAUCCUCUAAUGAAAUAAACGAACUGUUGCUCCAAGGUGAGAGUAGUGUAAGUUCAUCCUUUAAAAAGCUUUCUGUAAAUGGAAUAGCAAAAAAUGAGGAGGAUGCCGAGCCUCCUACCGAAUAUACUAUUCCAAAGAAUGGUGUCAAGAUUGUCUUACCAGGCACCAGUUUAAUGAUUAACAAAAAGAAAAAGGGAAAACCAGAUCUGAAAGCAGUCUUGAGGAAACGAUUAAGAGAUAGUCAAAUAUUAGUGGAGAAAGUAGGAUUACUCUGUUGGUUGGCUUAUGGAUUUUACUUGAAUCGUCAGAUAAAUCAGCCCGAGAUAAUGGCUAAUGUGUUAUCAUUUAUUUCCACUUCUAAUUAUCCAAAGAAUAGAAUAGAUCUCACAUAUUUAGAGAAGUUUACAAAAUGGUUCAAACAUAUGUUCACAUUUGAGCCUGUUGAAAGCAAUGGCAACAAACAAAUAGACAAAGAAACUUUGUUAAAAAUACUGAAGGAAAAGAAGAUCUCAAAUUAUAAAGAAUUGGUAUUACUAUAUAUUGCUACAUUGAGAGCUUUAGGUUUAAAUUGUAGACUAGUUAUUUCUCUUUGUCCCCCUCAUCGAAUAUAUAAUGAUAACCCACUGUUUAAAUCAGAUAAUAAGGAAUCUGAAACUGCAUCAACAAGUAAAAGUACUACAACUAAAGGGAGAAGUUCAAAGAAAAAGGAAAGUAAAAAAGAAGUUCCCGAUAAAACUAAUGUGAUUAAGAAUAGCUCAGAGGCAAAGAAAAAUGCCAAUUUAGAAGCCAAGAGGAGGGCUGCUGAAAUUUUACAUUCAAAAAACAAGGGAGUUAAAAAAUCAAAUACUAAAAGUACUGAAAAUAAAGGUGAAUCUCAACCUGCAGUACAAGAAAAAGGUCUGUCUAAUUUAAGACAAUUAAGAUCCCGUAAAGUUAAUACUACAAAAACAAUGAACUCUACAGACAUAUCUUCAAAAACAGAUGACACAAAAUCAAAGUAUUAUAUAGAAGAUUCAACAGAUUCUGAAACAGAAUUUCAGCCUAAACCAAAAUUGAAAAAGAAUAAUGAUAAAGAGGAGGCAUUACAAAGUUGUAAGAACACUAGGAAAAAGAAUACAAAAUUAAUAUCCUCUGAUAGUGAAGAUGAAACAAAUAAAACAAAAAGGAGGCAAGACAUUUGGGCUGAAAUAUAUUUAGAGUCAGAGGAGAGUUGGAUCUGUGCGAGUGUAAUGGACGAAAAGAUUCAUUGUGUGACUGAAAAAAGAGCAACAAAGCCUGUAUUAUACGUAGUAGCUUGGAAUUCCGAAGGUUUAUUAAAAGACGUGACUAGACGCUAUUGUGCACAAUGGCUUACAGUCACACGUAAACAGCGGAUUGAUGAAAAAUGGUGGAGUGAAACCUUGUCUUAUUGGAAAGAAAAAAAUACUGCCAUUUCUAGAGCCGAAGAUGAAAUGCUAUUACAAAAGGAAUUGGAACAACCUUUGCCUAAAACGAUUAGCGAAAUCAAAGGUCAUCCACUAUAUGUCAUUCAAAGACAUUUACUCAAAUUUGAAGUAUUAUAUCCUCCAGAUUGCGUUCCUUUAGGACAUACUUCUACCGGUGAAGCCAUUUACUCUCGUCACUGUGUACAUACGGCUCGUUCAAGAGAAACUUGGCUUAAACAAGCCAGAGUUGUGAAACCUAAUGAAGAACCUUAUAAGAUAGUCAAAUCUCGUCCAAAAUACGAUAAAGUGCGCAUGAUUAGUUCCUCGUUCCUUUCUGGAUUAAAAAUUAAGGAUUCACCAUUGGAAGUAUUUGGUGAAUGGCAAACUAUGGAAUAUGAACCACCAGUAGCCAAGGAUGGUAUUGUCCCACGAAAUGAGUAUGGAAAUGUUGAUCUGUUUAAACAAUGCAUGCUUCCAAAAGGCACUGUUCAUAUAAAUCUUCCAGGAUUGAAUCGUAUUGCUCGUAAACUUGACAUUGAUUGUGCACCAGCCGUGGUAGGCUUUAAUUUCGGAGCUAUGGGUGCAGUGCCUGCAAUCGAAGGUUACGUCGUUUGUUCUGAGUACGAGGAUACUUUGCGAGAAGCUUGGGAAGUUGAACAAGCUGAAGCAAUUAAACGAAAUAAAGAAAAACAAGAGAAACGAAUUUAUGGAAAUUGGAAGAGACUGAUUCAAGGUUUGCUCAUAAGAGAACGACUGGCAGCAAGAUACGAGUUUUCAGAAGAAAAUAAAUCAAUGACUAAAAAACGUGCGAAAGAUAAGAAAACAAACACAAAGAAGACUAAGUUUGAAAAAUGUGGAGUAAUAUCGAAUAUGAGAACGCAUCUUCGUCAAAAUUUAAUAAAUGCGUUAAAAAGUAAAAAUAUUAUUUUAAAAAAUUAUGGGCCCAAAUGUGCAAAGCAGUAUGUUUACGAUCUAUUAAUAGCAGAAUAUUUAUUGAAUCAUAAUUAUGCAUAUACAUUAUCUGUAUUUGCCAGUGAAGCCCCAUUGUUAAUUAAUUUUUUUAACAAGACAGUUCAAAAAUCUAGUAGCAAUGAAGAGGAUAAUGAAAAAUUACAAAGUGAUUAUAUAUUGCACGUUUUGGAAACGUUAGGUAUUAAUCCUCGUGAUCCUAAAGGACAGUAUGUUAUAUCACAGUACAAAAAAAAUGAUAUGCCUCUUCUUUUAUGUAUAUUGAAGUCUAUAACUAUGUUCACUUAUAAUAUACACAAUGAUGUACCAAUAAAAGAAAAAGUAUUCGUUUGUAAUGAAUCCACUCAAACUGAAGUUUCUUGGCAAGUUCAUAGUUUUUAUACAGAAAAAUUAACUGCUUUGAAAAGGAAGAUAUCUACACAUAAGCAAAUGGUUGACAAUAAACUACACAAAAGGGAAAUGAUAUUAAAAGAACAGGCAAUUAUCAUUAAGCAACAACUUGUAAUAUUAAAUACAAAAUUGCAUCAAGUUCAGCAUAUGAUACAUAAUAUGAGUUUGAAAGAAAAACAACUAAAAGAAAGAAAACAGAAUAAUGAACAAGUUUUACAAAAGGAAAAGGAAUUAACAUUGAAAGAAAAACUAUUAUUACAAAAAGCAGACAGACUGAAACGGGAGCAAGAAGAUUUUAAAAAACUAGAAGAAGAAUUUAAAAAAGCUCAUAUGCAGAAAGGUGUACAAACUGAACAUUCAGUAAAAUUAUGCAAUCAUUUUUUACGAAACAUUGAAAUACAAACAGAUACUGUAAAGGACAUACAACAAGAGAAUAAAAUUGAGGUCCUUAUUAAAGAAAAAAAAAAAUUAAGUGCUCUUAUUCAGGAGCAACAAUUAAGAAUAGAACAAAUAACACAACGAGCUCUUCAGUUGUCUCGACAAGUGGAAGGAAUACGCUCGUUGAAACCAACUGAAGUUCCAACACAAACUGUUAGUGCAAAUACAAUUAUUAGUGAAAGCAGUUCGACAGAAGAUAUUCUCCAAGAUGCAAAGAUGAGACUUAAACGUUUAGAAGAAGAAAGCUUAAAAGCGGAUCACAUGCAUUCUUUAAAGGAUAUUGUUUGUCCCGGCUUUCACGGCCUUCCCGUUCAUGAGUACGUUCCUUUGUGUAGGGUGACUUUUCCUGAAAAUACAUUCUCAUAUGAAUCUUCUGAAUGUCGUGUUAUCUUGCAAUUGGCGUUUGGGUAUUUGAUAGUAUCACCUAGUUUUUCUGGUCUUUGCUAUUGUCUCCCAUUUCGUCUUUUCAAUGUACUCGAAGCGGACGUCUUUAUCAACUAAGGGGUCAAGGAAUAGUGUUAGAAAAAUUAUUAAAAAGUUAAUUUAUGGGGAGAAAUGUUUGGGACAAAAUGUAAGAUUGAUGUAACGGGAUAUGCGAAAAAAGUGUGGCACGUUCUUUUCGAAAUGUGUUGUCUUGUAUGUUUCUCUAUUAAUAGGAUUGUUAUCGCGAAUUCCUCUUAAAUUUUUUUUUUUUUCUAAGCAUGGGAAAGACAAGUAAUGACCUACUUAUGACCAUUUUUAACAAAUACCUUAAAGAAUCUAUUAAAUUCGAAUAAAAUGUCGUACGAAUAAAGUAUUCGAAAUUAUUCGAACAUGUCCUAAUAAAAAUAUAAUCUCUUAUAUCUUCGACAAUGAAUAGCAGAAAAUUUCAAUUAGAAUUACUAACCUUGUUGUAGUGAUGCUUUUCUCUAUGCUCGGGGAUGUCACCGUUUUGAUGUGUUCCUUUUGCUGAAAGCAAUUUUUAUUACUUAAUUAUAAAGAAACCGAAUCAAAGUAGAUUUUAAAUUACUGGAAAAAUUUUCUACCUUUCUCAUCAUCUUUUCUUCUUUUUUGUUCAGUUGUUACUGCUGAUUCAUCUGUUCUAUCCUGUAAAAUAUGAAAGAGAUAAUAAAUUAUAUUAUAUUUAGAAUAUGUUAUUAAUGGGCGAUUUAUUAAAAACUCGAAACAUACUCUUUUUCGUGCGAAUUUCUUCUCUCUGCGCAACUCUUUCUGUUCAUCUCUUAUUUUGCCUUUGCUUGAGCGUUCCUUUUUGUCGAAACUUCCCUCGGCACGUCUCCCCUCCUGUUAACAUUAAAAAUUCAACCACAUAAAUAAUAUACGAAAAACAUUAUUGUAAAAUUUAAUCCUUACCUUUUGUACAUUUUCAACUUUUUUUCUUUUGGCAUCUGAAAUUAGACAUUAUCAGUUUUGGAUUAUUAAUUUGGAAUAAAAAACAUAUGUAUUAUAUUUUUUGUUAAAGUAUAUUUUUUUACUAUGUUGUUUUUUCAACACAAGCUUUAUGUUCCCUAAAAAAUACUAGAAGUAAGAAAAUUUGAUUAUGUAAUUUCAUGACACGUAUUUAUAACUUUUUAAUGCAAACCUCUAUCUGAUCCAUCUUGUGUUGGUCCGGAACUAGCACUACUAUUUGAUACACUAGAAAGAUCACGGUCUAAAUUAUCUACAGCACUGCUAUAAUAAUGUUCAUCCUGUAAAUUAAGAUUAAGAACAUGGGAAUAUGCUUAUCACGUAAUAUAGUUUGCAGAAAAUUUAUAAUUACUUUGUAGUAUUUUCGGUCUUUUUUAUCUAUCGUGUCAUCUUCCUUGAUUUCAUCCUUUUUUAAAUGUUUAUCUUUUCCUUCCAGACUUUCUUUAUUUUCUUCCUUUUUCCUAAUUUUUUCCGAGCUUUCACUGUUUCAUUUAACGAAAAUUUAGUAACAAUUUUUGAUCCUUUAUUUAGUGAAAUUAAAAUAUGUAUUACGCAACUUACUGAUGCAAUUGGUUCGAUGCACUUCGUUUUUCUCGUUGAUCUUUACUUUCUUUCUCUAACCUGGUGUCGCCAUUUGUAAUUUCUUUACCAGAUAUUCCAUCCCCAACUUUCUCCGAGACAUCACUGUUUGGAGUAUCUUGUGUUUUUCCAGCCUGUCAGAAAAAUGUAGAAAUUGCUUUCCAACGAAGAUAAUACUGAAUGAACGAAUAAUUGAUAAUAAUAAAGCAGACCUUAUCUCCCACGUGAUGAAAAUCUGCCUCGCGAAUCAUAUUUGGAGUUUUGGCCUUUAAUUGGCCACUGUACGAUGUAGCCAGGACGUGUAAAUCUUGGCGUUGUCCACGUUCUUCUUCUCUCACUUUCUCUACUUUACGCUCAAGAAUUUGUGACAAUUUUGCCAAGACAGGAAAAUGUGGCAAUAUUUUUAUUAAUAUUAUCAAGGAAUUUCUUAUUUGUACAUAGUCUUUAGAAUCCAAACAAACUACAAUUGCCUGUAAAUAUGAUAUAUAUUGAUUUACAGUCGAAAAAAUGAUCUUGAUGUAAAAUCAUUACCUUUGUGAUUUUAUAAUGCCACUUGUGGCACACAUGUCUAUAAUUUUCAAAUCCUACCAUAUCGUUAGCCUCAGAGAAUUGAUUGCUAACACGGAAUUUCGUUACGAAUCCCGGAUAAUUGCUACAUUCCUAAAAAUAAGAAUAAGUGUAUUAAUAAAAUUUUAGAGGUUCAUCGAAUUUGUUGUAAACUAA
Molecule: messenger RNA, 6343 nt
Organism: Heterotrigona itama
Lineage: Eukaryota; Metazoa; Arthropoda; Insecta; Hymenoptera; Apidae
Source: the annotation of a GenBank genome assembly